Molecule: messenger RNA, 758 nt
Organism: Lactuca saligna
Lineage: Eukaryota; Viridiplantae; Streptophyta; Magnoliopsida; Asterales; Asteraceae
Source: the annotation of a GenBank genome assembly
AUGGAAAUCAAGAAAUUGAUGAAUAUAGAAAUUUUUAGCGAGAUUGAUCAAAUAAUACUUCAUCUUUCAAGGGAUAAUAAUAUCAAGAAAUUUAUCUUUAAGAUUUCGGGAACCGACUCCUAUUUGGUACCCAGUUCGUUCUUUUCAUUGCAAGGAUUGGAGCACCUAGAACUCUCAUAUUGUACUUUUGAGCUUCCAAUAAUGAAUAGGUUGAGGAAUUUACUUGGCCCUUGGCCACAUAAGCUCCCCAUUUCACUACCCCACUUGAGAAUACUUGUUCUUGGUGUGUGUUUCGAUGAUCUUUCGACUGUUCUAUGUGUGAUCUGCAGCUGUCCAAAUUUGGAGAAGAUCAAAGCGGAGAUGUGUUGGGAGGCGGUGUUGUCAAAAAACUUUCAAUAACUUGCAUGAUAUUCAAGAUUAUUUGGGCCUCAACUUGGAUCAUCUUAAAGAAAUGGAGAUAACAAGUUUCACUAAUCAUGCUCUUGAGAUGGAGUUUGUGAAACUUGUCAUGGCUAAGUCACCUGUGCUAAAGAAAGCACUAGUAGAGCUCCAUAUAUCUGUUUAUGUUGAUGAAGAAGUCGAGAUGCUUCGAGAUUUGCUACAGAUUCCAUUAAUUUCCACGUGCAUCACCAAUAACAAAGUUUAUUAUCAAACGACCUAAACAUUAUGACCGAUAUAGGAAUUGAGCCAAAUAACGUUCUAAUAUGCUAGAUUAAUUGUGUUGGUUUAACUAUUAAGGAUUGUCAAAGCAGAGUGCG